GUGCUCCCGUAGUAUGUGCGUGCUGGCGCAAAGCGCGGCCUUCGCUUAAUGCUCGUCCUCAUCAACAACAACAACAAGAACCGUACAAAGUGAUUCCAGGUUCCCGGCGCGCGGACACACCUGGAGAAACGCACUCCCUGCAGCUGUGAGUGACGAUGGCAGAGACCGUGAAGUAUGUUGAUGACGAACAUAAGAGCAUCUUCCUAAAGCUGCUGAACGAGCAGCGGCUUGAGGGUGAGCACUGCGACAUUGCUGUGGUAGUCGAAGACGUCAAGUUCCGGGCUCAUCGCUGUGUUCUGGCUGCCUGCUCCAACUACUUCAAAAAGCUCUUUAAAAAACACGAGGUGGACAACUCUUCAGUGAUUGAGAUUGACUUCAUCCGCUCUGACAUCUUUGAGGAGGUGCUGAACUACAUGUACACAGCCAAAAUCUCAGUGAAGAAGAAAGACGUGAACCUCAUGAUGUCCUCAGGACAGAUCCUGGGAAUCCGCUUCCUUGACAAGCUGUGCUCCCAGAAACGAGACGUGUCUUCCGAGGACAAAGAGAAGUUUCCCUAUGACAUUGUGAAGAUGGCAUUACCCCCUGAGGCCCAGCUGGGUGCAGACUCUGAGGUGCUUGAGGAACAUGAUGACACACCGACCACAGAUGACCUUGUUGAGGCAUCAACCAAUCCGGAGCUUGAUAAGUCUCCGAAUGCAGCGCUGCAUGUCCAGGAAGCCAUCCUAAAGGAACUUGCCAAUGAGGAUGUUCACAAGGUCAGCUGCUAUGAUCAGGAUGUCGUGGCGGAUAUGGAGACAGAGCCUAAGGAGCUGGGGGCGGAGCAUCACGCGACCCAGACGCUGACGUUUGCAGACAGCAUUGGGGAAGUGAAGGAUGAGCAGCCGCCUGGUUGGUCCACAGCUACGACCGACAUGAAGUUUGAGUAUCUGUUGUACGGACACAGAGACCAGCUUGCCUGCCAGGUGUGUGGCAAGACCUUCCUGGAUGAGAGCAGGCUCAGGAAACAUGAAAAGCUGCAUUCGGCAGAGCGCCCCUUUGCCUGUGAGAUUUGUACCAAAGCCUUUACCACGCAUGCUCAUUUGAAAGAACACCUAAAGAUCCACACAGGUUUCAAACCGUACAGAUGUGACGUUUGUGGGAAAUCAUUCAUUAGAGCUCCAGACCUGAAAAAACACGAACGAGUUCACAGCAACGAGCGACCAUUCGCCUGCCAGAUGUGUGACAAGGCAUUUAAACACAAGUCUCACCUGAAGGACCAUGAGCGAAGACACAGAGGAGAGAAGCCAUUUGUCUGUUCUUCCUGCACCAAGGCCUUUGCCAAGGCAUCAGAUCUGAAGCGUCAUGAGAACAACAUGCACAGUGAAAGGAAGCAGCUGAACCCACUGCAGAGCGACACAGAGGCGCUACAAGCUGCCGCCAUGGCUGCUGAGGAGCAACAUCUGGACUCCAUCAGCUGCUCCUAACAGCGGGGGGAAACAUCUGGACUCUCAUCUUAAAACUGCUAGGAGAAACAGCUCACCUCCAUCUGCUUUUAACUGCUGAGGAAAAAUCUGGACUCCCAUCAGCUGCUGCUAACAGGUGGGGGAAACAGCUGGGGGAAACAGCUGGACUCCAUCAGCUGCUCCUAACUUCUGGAGGAAACAGCUGGACUCCAUCAGCUGCUCCUAAGUUCUGGAGAAAACAGCUGGACUUCACCAGCUGCAGAUAACUGCUGGGGGAAACGGCUGGACUCCAGCUGCUGCUAACUGCUGGAGAAAACAGCUGGACUCCAUCAGCUGCUCCUAACUGCUGGAGAAAACAGCUGGACUCCAUCAGCUGCUCCUAACUGCUGGGGGAAACAGCUGGACCCCAUCUGCUCUUAAUGGGUGGGAGAAACAUCUGGAUUGUAUCUUCUCUGAACCAGAAUCACUAUUAAAGUAUUUUCACUGUAUCACAUGUGAAAUGCAUUGAACAUGGACGACCAUGUCAUCCAUUGUGGCCUCACAAUAAGCUUCUAAGCUUUCGUGUCUUUGUACAGGACGUUUUUCAGACUCAACCAAACUGUACAGAAAAUGGUGCGUUUUGUCUUGUACUAUGUAUAAACCUGUUCUGUUCAGUUUAAUGAGCAGAUACACUGUGUUUUAAGGCACGCACUUCUUUAAAUUACUAAAGCCUAGAAGUGGACAUGUGUGUUCACAGGGCUCCGAAAUAAAUCGGCUUUAAUGACUUAA
This is a messenger RNA of Betta splendens (Siamese fighting fish), 2210 nucleotides long. It is a transcript of the gene zbtb14, whose product is annotated as zinc finger and BTB domain containing 14. NCBI's taxonomy places the organism in Eukaryota, Metazoa, Chordata, Actinopteri, Anabantiformes, Osphronemidae. Gene Ontology annotation, biological process: regulation of transcription by RNA polymerase II. The record is from RefSeq and is a predicted model, not a curated record. Gene Ontology annotation, cellular component: nucleus. Bases 156 to 1463 code for a protein of 435 amino acids. Gene Ontology annotation, molecular function: RNA polymerase II cis-regulatory region sequence-specific DNA binding; DNA-binding transcription factor activity, RNA polymerase II-specific; protein binding. The transcript has 10 exons.